Messenger RNA from Arthroderma uncinatum, 222 nucleotides. RefSeq names its product AN1-type zinc finger protein. Gene Ontology annotation, molecular function: zinc ion binding. NCBI's taxonomy places the organism in Eukaryota, Fungi, Ascomycota, Eurotiomycetes, Onygenales, Arthrodermataceae. The record is from RefSeq and is a predicted model, not a curated record. The coding region runs from base 1 to 222 and encodes 73 amino acids. The transcript has a single exon.
AUGGCCCCAUCCAGAAAGCCACGCUGCCAGUUCAAGGCCUGCAAGGAACUCGCCCAACGCAUCGUCGGCGAUUGCGGCUUCUGCAAGGGCCAGUUCUGCAGCAAGCACCGCAUGCUCGAAUCACAUAGCUGCAGCGGCCUCGAGGAUUGCAAGAAGGAAUCACACGCCCGUAAUGCCGAGCGGCUGAACUCCGAGCGGACAACGGUGGUUAAGGGUGUGUGA